Messenger RNA from Lytechinus pictus (painted urchin), 4779 nucleotides. Its product is annotated as transient receptor potential cation channel subfamily A member 1 homolog. The record is from RefSeq and is a predicted model, not a curated record. Gene Ontology annotation, molecular function: monoatomic ion channel activity; protein binding. Bases 535 to 3435 code for a protein of 966 amino acids. Lineage: Eukaryota; Metazoa; Echinodermata; Echinoidea; Temnopleuroida; Toxopneustidae. The transcript has 18 exons. Gene Ontology annotation, biological process: monoatomic ion transport; transmembrane transport. Gene Ontology annotation, cellular component: membrane.
GUAUCUAUCUAUCUAUCUACCUACCUCUAUCUAUCUAUCUAUCUAUCUAUCUAUCUAUCUAUCUAUCUAUCUAUCUAUCUAUCUAUCUAUCUAUCUAUCUAUCUAUCUAUCUAUCUAUCUAUCUAUCUGUCUGUCUGUCUCUGGAUCACUCUGUCGCUUAGAGUUACUUGGCUUUCGUUGUGCAAAAUAUAAAUAAGUACCCACCCUCGUUUUCAAGGCGUCCCAAUCCGUCCACCCCUGGUCUCACAUCGCCUUAAUUUGUUCAUGGACCUACUAGUAGGUCCACGAUUUGUUUGACUUCCAUCCUCUUUCUUCUCUUUCCAUUUCACCCCUUUUCCUAUUGGUUUUAUGACGGUUCGACGACCCUUUUCUUGAUGCCACCAGUUUACAUUUCACAGGUUAAAUCAAAGCAUUCAUAACAAGUACCUGUAUUACCGUGCUAGCUCUUAGUACAGAAUGGAAGAAUCUCGGACUCUGCUCGCGAAACCUGCGGGUGAUCACAUGAACGAUGCCGAUAAAAAGAUUCGUUUUUAAAUGAAGGCGUCCACGACAUCGAUGGAUACCAUAUCUUGGUGCGAUGGCGCCUGUCAUUCGUCAUCGUCUUCGUAUCUGGAUAUUACUCUUGAUCAGAAUGAGAAGCAGACCUCUUCUUCGAACCAUCUAUAUGAAUUACUUACAAUCGCCAAAGAGGGCGAUGUCGGGAAGCUGAAUGAACUGAUAGACGACGUCGGGAAACGGGGUAUAUCGACCGUGGUCGCGGAACAGAACGGCAAGAAAACAAACCCUCUUCAUAUUGCUGUUCAGAGAGGCCACAUCGAAGUGGUCGAUGCAUUGGUGGCUUGUGGAACAGAAGACCUGGUAAGGAGCGUCGAUCAUCACCGAAACACUCUCCUCCACGUGGCGAGCUCGGCGGGUCAUCUCGACAUCGUCAAGGACCUCGUCUGCCGAGGUGCGUCGAUGAACCGUGAGAACAGGGACAGACAGACAGCACUUCAUCUUGCCUGUCACCAAAAUAGGCCCGAGGUUGCAAGAUUUCUCUUUGAAAAUGGUGCUGAAAUAACAAUCCACGACUCCACCUAUCUCACCCCGCUGCAAGUGGCGAUUAACCACGACAGUUUCGAUGCCCUUCUCGUACUCCUGGUCUGUAUGGUAUCUUCGAGUAAAAAACACCAUGAUGUAGGAGCGGAAAUUCAUAGAUGGGCAGCAGCAAACAAUAAGGCAGCUAGUCUCAGCAAGAUUUUGGAUAGUGACAUACGAUUCCCUACACUCUCUGAUGUGGAUAUCAUGGACUUCAUAAUGGAUGCUGUCAAAAACAGACACAAAGAAUUGGUGAUGGUCCUCCUGAACUGGUCCCACCAGACAGUAGUACACCACACGGAUUCCGGUGGGAACACACCCUUACACUUCGCCGCAGAGGUCGGCGAUACCGUCAUCAUGCUUGAGCUCAUCAAAGCAAGGGCUAAUGUCAAUGCCAAAAAUGGGCGGGAAGAUGGCGAACGUACUCCCCUGCAUCUGGCUGCAGGGAACGGCUGGAUAAGAGCAGUUGGUAUUCUACUACAAUAUCAUGCACACAUAGACGAGAGGGAUCGGUGUGAGAUGACCCCGCUUCACCAUGCCUGUAUGAAUGGUCAGAUUGAGAUGGUCGAGAUACUUCUCUUUGGUCAAGAUGACGACCCCAUCGCAAACAAAGCCAAUGCCGUGGUCUGUGAUGAGGAUGGACGGACGUGCCUCGAUCAUGCAAUCGACAACGGAUUCGAGGAUGUAGCGAAGUUGAUCCUUCGCCAUUCAAAGUGGCGAGAUUUGAUGUGUGUCUCGAGUCUGGAUGAUGAUACUAACUACAGGACCACACCCAUGAGAAAGCUCAUCCAAUCAAUGCCUGAUGUCGGGAAACUAGUCCUAGAUCGUUGUAUAACUCUGACAGGGGGAGCCCACUCUUCUAAACCAAGCAAGAAUGUGACGGUAGAGUUCUACUAUGAAUUCCUUGAGGAUACUUUCUCACCAUGGAUCCGACAACCCGAAGACGGCGGUAAACAUGGAGGCAUACUCAACAAGGUCUAUCAGAGACUAUCGACAAUGCGGGGUUCUCAAUCGUCUAAAAGGGAGAAAUCUCAGUUUGAUCUCAAAGGACGUUUAAAACGAAGUGCCUGGCCUUACAUCUCAGACACUCGAGAACGAUUCUUGAACCAUCCUCUUCAGAUCAUGACAAGCCUUCAACGGGAGACCCUUCUGGACCAUCCUGUUGUUACCACCUUCCUGCAUCACAAGUGGGUCUCGGUUGGUCGGUACGCCUUCAUAUCUUCCCUCGUCAUCUACCUCCUCUUCCUCUUCAUGCUGACCGGAUUCAUCGUCGUCAUGCCACCAAACUACUACGUUCAGGGAGUCAACAUGAGCCUCGAGGACCCCGAUCAUAUCAUCUGGCAUGCAGACGGACGCAAGCGGUGGGUGGAUACGGCGUCGCAUUUGAAACUGCGUUUCUUCAGCACAUUUGGAUACAUCGUCAUUACUGCCCUCUCUGUGUUGAACUUAUUUCGAGAGUCCUGGAAGUGGUCUCUAGGGGCCUGUUCUGGAUUCCUUGCUUGGAUGAAUUGUGUUCUUUUCAUGAGGAGGUCGUCACUACUAGGAAUAUACGUCAUCAUGUUUUUAGAUAUCACACGAACAUUCCUGAAGUUUGGAUUUAUCUUGUUUAUGUUCAUCAUGGCGUUUGGACUUACAUUCUAUGCUCUCCUCAUGAACCAGAACGCCUUCCACUCCCUUGAAUACUCUUUAGCGAAGACAUUCGUCAUGAUGAUAGGCGAGUUCGACUUCCAAUCCAUCUUCUUUGCUACGGACUACAAGGAUUCUGAGUCUAUUUCACUGAUGGAUAAUGAUGCUUUCAUGGGAACGGUAUUCUUAUCGAAACUCACCUAUGUCUUCUUUAUUCUCUUCGUCGUCCUCAUGCCCAUCCUCAUGAUGAAUAUGCUGGUCGGUUUAGCUGUCGAUGACAUCCAAGCUAUACAAGCUAAAGCACAUCUGCAUCGCCUUACAAUGCAGGUUGAUUAUGCAAUGGAACUGCAGUGUAAGUUUCCUCUGUGGGUGUGGCGUUCGUCUGUUAUUCGCAGGAAAUCGUUCACUGUUAGAAAGAACAAGGUCGGGAAAUGGAUGCAGCUGAUAUCAAGCUUGAGGAAAGAGUUGAAGAAAGCGAUCAAAAUCUGCAAUAACAAGCAGCUUGCUGAGCCCAGUUCUGAUGAGGAUCGCAUCAAGGAUAUUAAUAUGAAGGUUGAUGAAGUCAUUCAUGAGAUAAGAGAAGGGCAUGGCAAGCAGCUUCAGGAGUCGGAGCGAACACAGAGCUCACAAAAGAGCAUCCAGAAUCGGGUUGGCCAUCUUGAGGACAAUAUGAAACUCUUGCACAAGAAGAUUGAUGCGUUGCUUGAAAGAAGUGCACUACCAGGAGAGUGAUUCGCGUUCACAUUUUCUUAUCCUGGUGGGUGUUUCAUAAAGCUGUUCGUAAAGUUACGCACAACUUUACGCUCGACUGGAACAUUUUAUCUCUGGUCUUGUGAACCUGUUUAAAUAUGUGUGAAUAAUAAUGAUAAUAAUGAUCUUACGUCCUUACUCAAUUACAUAGGUAUAUAUCACUUGAUAUGAAAAAGGGUUACUAGUCGUGCGUAACGUCAUUCGUAUCUUGCGAACAGCUUUAUGAAGCACACACCAGGUCCCUGUUGUAUAAAAGCUACGAUUAUGUUAUUUUUGCCAUUCAAUGGUAACUACCAUGGUAACGCUGAUCAAAAGCCAAUCAGAAUUAAGUAUUCCAUGCAAGUUAUCAUUGCAUGCCAAAGUUACCAUAAUGGUAACUUUUAUGUUUUGGGGCGCAGGUGCUUGGAAAGACAAGCAAAUAUAUGGUUUGAAGAAAUUGUUUUUUGAAGUCUCCGAAGAUCGAGAACUAAAUUUCGUGGUUUGCAGUUACAUUGGAUAUGGCACUCUGAUACUAUCAUAGGCAAGAUGCCCUUACUAAGAAUCACAGACCAUAACUGUUUUCUGCAUGUUUAUCUCACAACAUUAAAGAAUGAAGGACAUAAUUUUGUUCCUCUCGAAUGAAAGCAAACGUUAUUGCUUUAAUAUCUUAUUACGUGCUUGAAUUGUUGGCCUACAGUGAGACAGAAAUGACCAUUAGUUUGUUUUUACUUGCAGAAUUUUGAUUCUCAUAAAUCACGAUAUUUCUAGUAUAUUGCCGAAAUAUAGUCUGUAAGGAAAUACCCACUUUCUCCAAACAUUCUUGGAGUGCAUAUUUAUAAUGAAAAAUGUAAAUUUUUAAAAACUUUUAAUUUAAUUUCCAAAACCCUUCUUUUACCGACAACUCUCGUCUUGAAGACUAAAAUCUAGACGAAUGUUGACGACGAUCUUUACGAUCCUGAAGACAUGAAAUGUUCAUGUAACGCCGCAUUAUACAUGUAUGAGCAUUUACCUAUUUAGAAAAUGUGUAUCUUACGUUUUUAGAAGUGUAAAAAAAGAAAUAUCUGAAUAUAUUCCCCUAUAUUACAUGCAUAUACAUUAAGCAUGAAAUUAGCUAGAAAUCUGAAGAUAAAAUACAACUAAUCUAAAAUCUAUCUUACACAAUUCUUGUGAAUCUCUGUUUAUAUAUAAAACAGCUUUGGCAAAACUUUGUUCAAAUGUAUUGCAAAAUACUUUCCUUACACACAAUUUGAAUAUUUUAUUCAUAUUAAAAAUGUUUUGUACUUUAUUAUUGCUCUGUAUACUUUAUUGAAAAUAUGCAAAUUGGGAGAAAAAUAAGCGUUUGCUUGC